Molecule: messenger RNA, 2069 nt
Organism: Suillus subaureus
Lineage: Eukaryota; Fungi; Basidiomycota; Agaricomycetes; Boletales; Suillaceae
Product: CoA-transferase family III
Exons: 9
Coding region: 230-1729 (499 amino acids)
Molecular function (GO): catalytic activity
Source: RefSeq, a predicted model, not a curated record
GGAAUACUUCAGUAUCUCGAUGAGUUGGCAUGAUCUCUGUCAGUAAUUGGUCUCACUGCAGAGUCGCAAAGAUCGUGUCCGAGACCUAGCGAGCGUUUUGAGCUCACACGCAAGCCUUGGACGACAGACUCACUUUUCGGACUCUUGCUAUCAUACUAUUCCUGCCAGGUCACCAGCGUGCACUGCUUAGUUCAUAUCACACUUCCCGUUCAAUAUUUGCCGCAGAAACAUGACCCACACCUCACAAUCAUGCGAUCAGGCCACUUCUCUUUGGCUCGCCAAUGAUUUGCCCCGAGAGAUCCUUUCACACCUCAAACUCGGUGGCUGCCCUGAAACUGCAAUUAAUUCUUCCUUCAAGCUAGGGAGCGCAGCACAGACAUCCAUCGGUCUUUCAGGCCUGGCAGCUGCAUAUAUACUUUCUCUGAGGACCGGAAAUAUGCAAGAUGUCAGUGUCGAUGCACGUCACGCUAUUCUAGACAUCUCUAGUGAAUCUUGGUACACCGUAGAUGGCCAGAUUCCCACUGCAUCUGCGCGGGAUUACUUGGCAGGAAUAUACAGAACCAAAGACGACAGUUUUGUCCGUCUGCACACCAACUUCCCGCAUCACCGACAGGGCAUCCUCAAUAUUUUGCAGUGUGACCCCACUCGUGAAGCCGUCCAAGCCGCGUUAUUGCAAUGGAAUGCGAAAGAUUUGGAAGAUGAGGCAGUAAAGCAGAAAAUGUGUAUUGCUGCCUAUAGGACAUUCGAGGAGUGGGACAAGCAUCCGCAAGCAGCUGCAUUAAGAGGAACACCUCCAGUCCAGCUCAUCAAGAUUGGAGAAGCUCCUAAACGGGACAUCAACGAGUCCCCACAGUUCCCUCUCGAGGGAAUUAGAGUUUUAGAUCUGUGCCGGGUGCUUUCAGGACCCGUGUGUGGCCGAACGCUCGCAGCGUAUGGUGCUGACGUGCUCCUCGUUACCUCCCCAAAGCUUCCGGAUUUACCCGUGCUCGAUAUCGAUACAUCUCGCGGCAAGCGCACGACACAGCUCGAUCUCACCCAACCCUCACAAUACGAUUGCCUGAAAGAAUUAGUAAAGGAUGCCGAUGUAUUCUUGCAGGCAUACCGACCAGGUGGCCUUCAGGAGAAAGGGUUUGGACCCCAGGAGCUUGCCAAAGUUCGGCCUGGUAUUGUGUGCGCCAAUUUGACAGCGUAUGGUUGGGAGGGUCCCUGGAAACACAAGCGCGGCUUCGACUCGCUCGUGCAGACUGCUACAGGCUUCAAUUGGGCGGAGGCUGAAGCUUUUGCUAAAUUCGAUGGACUGCCCAUCAUGAAUAAGCCAGAACCUCAAGCACUCCCUGUACAAGCCUUGGAUCAUGUCGCAGGGUACUUCCUCGCUUUUGGUAUUCAAGCUGCAAUUGCAAAAACGAUCACCGAAGGCGGUUCCUGGGAAGUCCGUGUCUCUUUAGCAGCAGUUGCGCAGUGGUUCCGAUCACUCGGGCAACUUCCGCCAGAUACCGCGUUCAGAGAUGGGAGACCUCUUCCAAAGCGAAUGAUCCCAUCAGACCCAGAGGUAGCUGCAUUAUCGGUCACACUCCACGAGGCGACAGGUGAUAAAAGGGACGUUGAAGGGCGUCUCAGGACGAUGACAGCUAUUCGCCAUGCAGCGCAGCUAUCCGUCACGCCUGUCAAAGACGUGGAAGCUCCAAUGUGUUUGGAUCGGCAUCAACCCGUGUGGCUGCCGCGUGUGUGAGAUGCUAGAUGCAAGGAAAGUUGGAUGAACUGCUGACGGAUCUCCGUCGCCAAAGUCCUUUUCAAUACAAUAUGACAAAACCAUCAAUACUAGGCUUGAUAAUUAAAGUCAAUCCACGCUGGUAUACCGUCAAAUACUUCUUCCAGUGUGAAGGAUGACGCCUGCGUGGAAGUCAGGAUAUGGUCUUGCGCUACACGUGCCGACGUGCUCCCUCCAGGACCAGACGAAUUAAACUCUGCGUAAUAAGUGGUGUCUGGAAUGCUUCCUCUGCCAUAGAAAAUCAGCGAUCGGUGUCGUCCCCCUACAACGAUGCUUACUUUCCAGACCAGGAACUGAAACC